Cucurbita pepo subsp. pepo (vegetable marrow) is the source of this 1082-nucleotide messenger RNA. The record is from RefSeq and is a predicted model, not a curated record. Lineage: Eukaryota; Viridiplantae; Streptophyta; Magnoliopsida; Cucurbitales; Cucurbitaceae.
AGUACUGUGUUUGUUGACGGAUAGGCCUCGAGAAUUGUCUGGGCUGUCUUGUAUAUAUCUUGUAAUCGCACUUCUGUUUUUCAAUACAAUCAGAGAGUAAGGUAGUAUCCUUCCACAUUAUUAUUAUAAUAUCUACACAUUAUUGUUAUUGGUCACUAUUCUAGAAGAUCAUUUAAAUAUUUUUGUUUUCACUGCAUUGAUGACUUUCUCUUGGGAUAUGUUUGUAUUUUCAUAUUUCUCUCAUAUGAAGCUCACAGUACCUUUUCACAAGUUUUGUCAUAUAAGUUUAUUAUUUGUAGCUUCUGUUUCUUGAAUAGUAUGUAGAGAAACUGCUUUUGGUCAAGGAUACCGAAGCAUCCGGCAACAAUUCUUAUGCAAAAAGUAUCUGGGAAGCUGUCCAAACAAAUGACUUGCGAGAAGUCUACCGCCUCAUUGCAGUUUCGGCAGUGUCAAUUGUCAACAAAACUUAUGAUCAUGCGGUCAGUGUCAGUUCAAGCCCGAAUUUGGAUGAGGAACCCUCGGGAGGCAAUCGAGAAUCACAUAAUCCAUCAUCGUGCGGGAGAGAUAUGGAUUCUAAUGAGUCAAGGAGCAGUCUUCAAGGUUGCUCAUUAUUGCAUCUCGCUUGUCAAAAUGACAACCAAGUGAUGCUUGAAUUGUUAUUGCAAUUUGGUGCUGAUAUAAAUGUACGCGACUCUCAUGGAAGGACGCCUCUACACCAAUGCAUCUCCCAGAAAAACAACACGCUGGCUAAGUUGCUACUGAGAAGAGGUGCUCGACAAUCAAUCAAAGAUGGUGGAGGAUUAAGUGCGUUAGAAAGAGCAAUGGAAAUGGGAUCAAUUACCGAUGAUGAGCUAUUUCUUUUGCUUACAGGAUCCGAAUAAAGCAUAUGGACACUUUUGAUUUAUCAUUAAUAUUAACACCAUUGUUUAUUGUGUAACUUACUGUAUUCCUUUUUCUGUUAAUCGAAUCUAAAGAUUUGUUGAGCUAUUUUUCAAAAGACCUAAAGUUUUGUAAUUAUUGUUAACUUCUGCUAUCUCUUCAUUGUUGAUGAUGAUAAGAAUAAUUUAUUAAUUUCCAGUGAA